AUGAAUGCACCGACACCUCGAAUGCCGCAGUUUUUCGACGUGGUGCAACCUUACCUCAAAAACGGAGACAGGGAUUACUUGGCGCAGGUUUUACAACACUGGAGUCCCGCAAUCGACCCAAGCCACCACAUCGGUGAGGCCCUACACAAAGCCAUAUUCCGAAAUGACGAGACUGCAGUUCGGAUGAUACUUGAUGCUGGCGGGGACCCAAAGGUGCAACAGACGGGUGAUCCCGGGUUUACACCACUCUUGGCUGCUUCGCAGUAUGGCAGACUCGAGAUCGCCAGUCUGUUUUGGCGACUAGUCGGUCCCGACGGACGCUUCUACCCCAGCAAAAGACCCAAUGUCUCCUGUCUUCAGGUGGCUGCUCGAAAUGGCCACGUGGCAUUGGUAGCCUACUUCCUCGAUGUAUGGGACGGCUGGACUGACGACGAGGAGCGCCAGACGGUAUAUGAUGCUGCGUCAUCAUGGUGUUAUGAUGUUGUGGCCUUGUUGUUAGCCAAGGUUGACUACGCUCCCGAUAUCGUCCAAGGUGCUCUUGAAGCGGUGGUUAGACGGAAGUUGAUCCUGCCUGAGGAUCCUAGGAAGCCACUUCCUAGAGCCGAGGAUUACGUGUACCAACAGCGCGUAGUUCAUCGACUCAUCGAUGCUGGUGCAAACCCAGACACAACGAACGGUCGUCUGUCCAACCAGCCUCUAAUCCACACGGCCUCCCUAUCAGUCGGUUGCAUUGGCGCCAUAAGAGGGCUUUUGGAGAAGGGAGGAAAUGCCAAUGCUCAAGACGCACGCGGCCGAAGCGCCGUCCAGCGUCUGGUGAGCAGACCGCCCAUAUCGACUGACGCGGUACGGAUCCUUUUGCAGCACGGCGCAUCGAUCGAGAUGACUGGCGAAGCUGGAGAGGCACUAUUGCACAGCGUCGCACAAACCGGAACCAUUGAGCAGUUAAAUCUGUUUGUCUCGUACUCUGACGAUCCAGACACCGCCAUUCGGUCGGUAACCCUACACGGCGAAUCACUUCUGCAUUACGCCGCAGCCGGAGGGAGAGAAGACGUAGUCGACUUCCUGCUUACUCGUGGUCUGGACGUCAAUUCAGCCACCAGCAACGGCUGGACGCCAUUGCUGUGCGCUCUAUCCCCGACGAAUGCGAAGAGGGAACAGACUUUGUACCGCCUGGCAAACACCCUACUUCAGCGGGGUGCCAAUGCCCACGUCGUGACGGCCGAAGGAUGGACCCCGCUUCACGCUUUGGCAACGUGGCCUACCCCUUUCUCAGCCCAGGACCAAGAGGCGAGGAAAGCGGCUGCGCCGCUUAUCCAAGAGCUCAUCUCGCGCGGCGCGCCCGUUGAUACCGAAUCGAGCGUUAUCCAGAGUCCAUCUCUUACCCCAAACAAGCUACGGGAUGUGUGGGGGUUCCGCAUGCAGAAGUUCGUCGAGGGUCUUGCCAUACCUACACAGGAUCUGGAGGGCAUGAGCACCGAUACCACACCGCUAAUGUGGGCAAUGCGAAGCAAUGCGGUGGAUAUCUUUGAGAUAAUCAGGGCGCAUCUGGACUCAAUCAGAGGUGAUGGAGGCAACUAG
Messenger RNA from Colletotrichum spaethianum, 1578 nucleotides. Its product is annotated as ankyrin-3. The coding region runs from base 1 to 1578 and encodes 525 amino acids. NCBI's taxonomy places the organism in Eukaryota, Fungi, Ascomycota, Sordariomycetes, Glomerellales, Glomerellaceae. The record is from RefSeq and is a predicted model, not a curated record. The transcript has a single exon. Gene Ontology annotation, molecular function: protein binding.